AUGGAAUAUGAUGAUGAGAAUCGUGAAAAACCUCUCAAGUUUGGAAUAACCAACUUAAUACCGGUACCUGACCAUAACCUUCACGAGAUUAUUGGUUCCUGUAACGGCUUAAUUUGUCUAUCUGCGUGUUCCAAUAACGAUCCAAUUUAUAUUUGCAAUCCCAUGACCAGAGAAUUUGUCUGCCUUCCGAAGUUGACGAAAAAAUUCCGGCCUAGGGAUUAUGUUGUGAGCGGGUUCGGUUUCGACCCUUGUGCGAAUGAGUAUAAGGUUGUCAGGAUAUAUUUUGGACGUGUCUAUGUAUAUACCCUCGGCAGUGGCCAAGGGUGGAGAACUUUAAAAGAUAUCACAUACAAAUUGCAUCCAUCUGUUUCUAAUGAGAUCCUUUGGAACGGAGCUCUUCACUGGUUUGAUAAAGAUGGGAAAAUUGUGAAAUUUGCUAUAUCUGAUGAAACUUUCUCUGUCCUCCCCACACAGGAAUAUGUUGAUGAGAUGAAAAAGGACGAUCUAUCAAAAAAUAAAAAGAACAGAACGAGGUUGCCUGAUAAUGAGAAUCGGAAGCAAGAUAUAGAGGAGUCAUCGUGGAGUUGGGAGCAAGAUACUUUUGACUGGCAAUCCUUGGAUUCUAAAAAGCGGACUAGUGAACUUUACCCGGUUGCCAUUUUAAAGGACAAUACCAAAAUUCUAUUUCAUGAUAAUUAUUGUAAUUAUUAUCGUCAAAACCUUGCGGGAAUGCGUUUUAAAAUUAUUGCAGGUGAUCGUUCUCCACAUGAUUCAGUUCGGUACAUGAAAAGUUUUGUAUCAUUGAAAGCUCUUGGUGAAAAAGAAGCAAAGUUAAUGAAAUCAAGUAAAUGA
Molecule: messenger RNA, 852 nt
Organism: Papaver somniferum (opium poppy)
Lineage: Eukaryota; Viridiplantae; Streptophyta; Magnoliopsida; Ranunculales; Papaveraceae
Product: F-box protein At3g07870-like
Exons: 2
Coding region: 1-852 (283 amino acids)
Source: RefSeq, a predicted model, not a curated record